Medioppia subpectinata is the source of this 447-nucleotide messenger RNA. NCBI's taxonomy places the organism in Eukaryota, Metazoa, Arthropoda, Arachnida, Sarcoptiformes, Oppiidae. The record is from the annotation of a GenBank genome assembly.
AUUAAAUAAAUGUUUAAUUAAUUAUUUUAAUAAAUUGAAAAGUAUUUAUAGUUUUUGUGCUAAAAAUGACUACAAUUUGACGAUUGGUUUGAAAUGUUUGUGAUCCAAAAAUGUCCGCAAAAAGUGAUCGACAAAUGGAUAGACAGACAACUCGUGUCCUCAGGAGUGACACAAAGAGGCAACGAAUGGAUACAAAAGCAUCGAAAGACUCUUUGGCCAGAAGUAGUCGUGUCCUCACGAGUCACACAAAGAGUAGACAAACAUUUGUUUCGUCAGCGAAAGACUCUUUCGACAGAUUUGGUGAUGAUUUGUGUCAACUAUUGUUGUCUUAUCUGUUACUCGAAGAGCGGUUCCGAUACGAAGAGGUGUCCAAACAGUGGCAGAGAGUUAUAUAUGAGACACAAACAUGUUUUGAUACAAUUGAGUACAGAAUUGGGAACCAAAUGA